AGAGACUCUCGCUCUUCUCCAUCCGUCACUCGUUCUGGAUUCAUCUCGUCCCAGUCGUAUCCUCAUUCUUCUUUUUUCUUCCUCCAUCUUUAUCCCUGUAACUCUUCAUCCCUCGUUCUCUCGAUCCAUCAGCUCGAAUUCCUCCUUUGAUCUACACAUCCACCAAUUCAGGUUCAUCUUCACUCCAUCCUCAUCCGUUCCUGACCUCACCUACUUUACCCCUCCUUGUCCAUCCAUGGCAUAGCUCGCGCAUCUUCCUGUUCCUCUCCUCCUCCUCCUCCUCCUCCUCCUCCUCCUCCCUCCUCCUCAAUCUCUCUCUUUUCCCUUUCCUGGAUUCCAGUGAAAUCGUGAUUUGUCCCUCGUUCAUUGGAGGCAUUGGUGAUUACCAUAGCUUUGCCUUCUGUCAACUACCGCCCGCACCCACCGCUCUCCCGGCCUCGAUCAAUCCGACUAGUUGGACGUCGACAACUCGUGUCCCGCCCUCGAAAUCGCCCUCACGUGCCUUCGAUCGUCACCCAUCCCCAUGUCGUCCGAGCACCCGCCCCCCAUUGCGGGGCCUGGAAACAAGGCGGAUCUCCUCGUGGUCGGACCUAAUGCAAUCAUUCCCGAUCCCUUGUCUGUUGGAACCCCCCCAGAAGUCACGGAUGCCGAGUCCCCCGUCACUCCCACCCAGGCUACUCAUGGCAUCGGAUCGGGCAGUGACCUCCUACGUAGCCUGAGUCUCACGGGAGAACCGGCGGUGCUGGAAGCAGAUCCCCGGGAACAAUACCCGGGUCUCCACCUCACGGGGCGCAUCAUCAGUGCCGCCUUUUGCAUACCCUACAAAGUUUACUGUCGUCCUGGAGGGAAUUGGGAAUUGAAACCCCGUUCGGGAACGUCCGCGCUGUUUGACUCCUUCGCUUAUCUCGGUUCGGAUGAGACGAGGUGGUCGCAUACGCUUGUUGGCUGGACCGGCGAGGUUGAACCGACCUAUGAGGCUACGGUCCCGUUGCAGCAAGCACCGCUAAACACCAGCGGCGCGAAAGCCCCCAGCCCGGCUGAAGGGGUGGCUCUCAACCGGGCUGCGGCCCCGGUGCCCGUCGAUGUCAAUAACCGCCCACCCAGCCAUCCUCUCGCUGGGGGCUUUACGGUCGGCCCGGAGGAUCGCGCCCGACUGGAUAAGCAACUGAGCUCGGGUCGCUAUGGGAAAAUCUCCCCGGUGUGGUUGUCGGACGGGUCGGAUGGGCCGGAGGAUUCGUUCGCCCUGGAGGACCAAGGGAGGUGGCGGCGCUACGCCGAGCGGGAGCUGUAUCCCCUGCUCCACUACAAGCAGCACGGCCCCACCGAUGGCCGUUCGGAGCGCCGGUGGUGGGCGGAUUAUGUGCGCAUGAACCGGUGCUUUGCGGACCGCAUCGCCCAGGAGUACCGUCCAGGGGACAUCGUUUGGAUCCACGACUACCAUCUCUUCCUCCUGCCGAGCAUGCUGCGGCAACGGAUCCCAAACGCCCACAUCGGCUUCUUCCUCCACGCCCCGUUCCCCAGUAGUGAAUUCAUGCGGUGUCUCUCCAAGCGGAAGGAGGUCCUGACCGGCGUGCUGAGCGCGAACAUGAUCGGCUUUCAGACCUUUUCCUAUUCGCGCCACUUCUCCUCCUGCUGCACCCGCGUCCUGGGCUUCGACUCCAAUUCGGCCGGUGUCGAUGCCUAUGGCGCCCAUGUGGCUGUCGAUGUGUUCCCCAUUGGCGUAGAUGCCAAGGCGAUCCAGCGCGUCGCAUUCGGCUCUCCGGACAUCAAUUCCACGGUCGAGGGCAUCCGGGGCUUGUAUGCCGGCAAGAAGAUCAUCGUGGGCCGGGACCGGCUGGACAGCGUCCGGGGCGUCACCCAGAAGCUCCAGGCCUUUGAGGCGUUCUUGGAGCGGUUCCCCGAAUGGCGCGACAAGGUGGUGCUGAUCCAGGUGACCAGUCCCACCAGUGUGGAGGAAGAGAAGGAAGAGACCAAGAUUGCCAGCCAGAUCUCCAACCUGGUCUCCACCAUCAACGGCCGGUUCGGCUCCCUGAGCUUCUCCCCGAUCAAGUACUACCCGCAGUAUCUCUCGCAGCGCGAGUAUUUUGCCCUACUCCGGGUCGCGGACGUCGGCCUGAUCACCACCGUCCGCGACGGCAUGAACACGACCAGUCUCGAGUACAUCAUCUGCCAGCAGCACAAGCACAGUCCGCUGAUUCUCUCCGAAUUCUCCGGUACCGCGGGGACGCUAUGCAACGCCAUCCACAUCAACCCGUGGGACACCGCCGGCGUGGCCGGGGCCAUCAACCAGGCCCUGACGAUGCCCGCCGAGCAGAAGGAAGCGCAGCAUUCGAAGCUGUACAGGCACGUGACGACGAACACGAUCUCCGCCUGGUCGCAGCAGUUUGUCACCCGCCUGCUGACCAACCUCUCUUCCUUUGAUCAGUCCGUGGCCACGCCGGCCCUCGACCGGACGAAGCUGGUGCGGCAGUACCGGAAAGCGCGCAAGCGGCUGUUCAUGUUCGACUACGACGGCACGCUCACGCCGAUUGUCAAGGACCCGCAGGCGGCGAUCCCGUCCGAUCGCGUCUUGCGCACCAUCAAACGCCUGGCGGCGGAUCCGCGGAACGCGGUGUGGAUCAUCAGUGGCCGGGACCAGGCCUUCCUGGACGAGUGGAUGGGGCACAUCCCCGAGCUGGGGCUGAGCGCGGAGCACGGCUGCUUCGUGCGGAAGCCGGGCUCAGACGACUGGGAGAACCUGGCCGAGCGAUCCGACAUGGGCUGGCAGAAGGAGGUCCUCGAGGUCUUCCAACACUACACGGAGCGGACGCAAGGCUCCUUCAUCGAGCGGAAGCGCGUGGCGCUCACGUGGCAUUACCGGCGGGCGGACCCGGAGUACGGGGCGUUCCAGGCGCGCGAGUGUCGCAAGCAGCUGGAGGAAACGGUGGGGCGGAAGUGGGAUGUGGAGGUCAUGGUCGGCAAGGCGAAUCUGGAGGUGCGACCGACGUUUGUCAACAAGGGGUUCAUUGCCACGCGGCUGGUGAACGAGUACGGGACGGGGCCGGGACAGGCACCCGAGUUUAUCUUCUGUUCGGGAGAUGAUUUCACCGAUGAAGAUAUGUUCCGCGCGCUGCAGACUUUCGACCUCCCGUCUGACCAUGUCUUUUCGGUCACGGUCGGUGCCAGCUCGAAGCAGACUGCGGCGAGCUGGCAUCUGCUGGAACCAGCGGACGUGAUUGAGACGGUUUCGAUGCUCAACCACAGCUUCUCCGGGCAGGAUCAUUGAGGAUUUUCCAGCUUGUUUACUUCUAUCGCCCCGCACUCUACCCUAUCUCAAGCACGACAUUUUGAUGCGGGGACUCCAUGAUCAAGCCCGUCAAUCACCUUCAUCUCGGCUAAGUCUGAUAACCUCCUGUAUCACCGGAAAAGACGGGAGAGUGUGGAGAGGGAACGUCCUGUCGUUGCGGGUCUUGCGAGAACCACGAGCGUGCAUUGAGCUUGGGCAUGGACGUGGACGUGACAUGAUUUGAUUUCGGGCCAAGACGGCGAAAGGCACAGUGCCGUGGUAUCGGGUGGUUUAAAUUCCUACGAUGCUGCUAUAGCCGUAAUCAUAGUCAGAAUCCGGCCUCUUCUCGCCUUUUCACCUCCAUACCUGCACAUGGAAGCUGUCAUCAUCCGGAGACUGUUUU
This is a messenger RNA of Aspergillus candidus, 3668 nucleotides long. RefSeq names its product putative alpha,alpha-trehalose-phosphate synthase subunit Tps2 (gene orlA). Gene Ontology annotation, cellular component: alpha,alpha-trehalose-phosphate synthase complex (UDP-forming); cytosol. NCBI's taxonomy places the organism in Eukaryota, Fungi, Ascomycota, Eurotiomycetes, Eurotiales, Aspergillaceae. Gene Ontology annotation, molecular function: catalytic activity. Gene Ontology annotation, biological process: fungal-type cell wall organization; cellular response to heat; trehalose biosynthetic process. The record is from RefSeq and is a predicted model, not a curated record. The transcript has 4 exons. The coding region runs from base 524 to 3265 and encodes 913 amino acids.